Messenger RNA from Heteronotia binoei (common prickly gecko), 705 nucleotides. It is a transcript of the gene CDK3, whose product is annotated as cyclin dependent kinase 3. Gene Ontology annotation, cellular component: nucleus; cytoplasm; cyclin-dependent protein kinase holoenzyme complex. The record is from RefSeq and is a predicted model, not a curated record. The transcript has 5 exons. NCBI's taxonomy places the organism in Eukaryota, Metazoa, Chordata, Lepidosauria, Squamata, Gekkonidae. Gene Ontology annotation, molecular function: ATP binding; cyclin-dependent protein serine/threonine kinase activity; cyclin binding. Gene Ontology annotation, biological process: protein phosphorylation; signal transduction; regulation of gene expression.
AUGGCUGGUGUUACUCUGCCUUGUAAAACUUUUGUUGGAAGGAAUGGGAAUGCUUCCUGUCAAAAUCCCUUUUUUACCACGGAGUCGGCAGGUGUUCCCAGUACAGCAAUUAGAGAAAUCUCUCUCCCGAAAGAUUCUACAAACCCUAAUAUUUCUUUACUUCUUGAUGUGGUACAUAGUCAGAAGAAGCUCUAACUAGUUUUUGAGUACCUGAAUCAGGAUCUUAAAAAGUACAUGGACUCAUCCCAUACAGGGGAUCUGCCCUUAAGUUUAGUCAAGAGCUACCUUAACCAACUGCUACAAGGAGUGGGCUUCUGUCACUCCCACAGAGUUAUACACAGAGACCUGGAGCCUCAGAAUUUGCUUAUAAAUGAAACGGGGGCCAUCAAAUUAGCAGAUUUUGGCUUAGCUAGAGCUUUUGGUGUUCCAUUACGUACUUACACUCAUGAGGUUGUAACCUUAUGGUAUCAUACUCCUGAAAUCUUGCUGGGUUGUAGAUACUACUCAACAGCUGUGGUUAUCUGGAGUAUUGGCUGCAUAUUUGCAGAAAUGGUAAUAUUCUUAAUUUUGCUUCUAAAAUUAAAGGGCAUAGUGUUUAUUUCUCAUGAAAAUCCCAUUGUGUAUACCUUUUCUAUGUUCACAAAACACCUCCUUUCCCUUUACAAACAGUUUAAGGGCAAGAGCCGAAAUGCUUUUUGCGACUAA